Molecule: messenger RNA, 811 nt
Organism: Labrus mixtus (cuckoo wrasse)
Lineage: Eukaryota; Metazoa; Chordata; Actinopteri; Labriformes; Labridae
Gene: crybgx
Product: crystallin beta gamma X
Exons: 6
Coding region: 63-686 (207 amino acids)
Biological process (GO): lens development in camera-type eye; visual perception
Molecular function (GO): structural constituent of eye lens
Source: RefSeq, a predicted model, not a curated record
CCUGCAGGCUCACCUCGCCUCGCUGUAUUUAAGGGGCUUUCUUUUAGGAUCCCCGAGCUGACAUGAACAUCUUUACUAAAGUCCCAGGAUUAGCCCAACAAACCAGCAAGCUGGGGUCUGUGCUCCAACGUGCCUUCUACGGGUCCAGUGGGAGGGUGACCCUUUUCGAGCAGAGGAACUUCGCAGGAAGGCGGCUCGACCUGAGCUCUGACUGCACCAGGCUCAGUGACAAGAACUUCCCAGAGAGAUGCAACUCCGUGCAGGUGGAGAGUGGAGCGUGGGUGGGCUACGAGCAUGAGAACUUCCGGGGCCGUCAGUACCUGUGGGACAUGUCCGAGCGCGGAGAGUACAACUGCUACGACAAGUGGUGCGCUCAGGCCGACCACGUCUCCUCCGUCCGUGCCGUCAAACAGGACAACAAUCCGGCCAAAGCCCAGCUGUUCGAGCGAGCCGGAUUCUCUGGUAAGAAGAUGGAGAUCCAGGACGACAUCCCCAACCUGAUGAGCCGCCACAGCCUCAACAGAUUCGCCUCCAUCCGCGUGCUGGGCGGAGCGUGGGUGGUGUAUCAGGAGCCGAACUACAGAGGACCUCACUACAUCCUGGAGAAGAAAGACUACAACAACUUCUCAGACUGGGGCAGCCAGAAUAACACGGUGGGCUCCAUGCGCCGAGUCCGCUUCAACUAACUCACCGACAACAAUGAAACACCUGCGAUGAUCAGAGUCUUCAAGACGUCACACGCAUGAAACCUGUCAGCUCUAAACACACACACAACUAUUUUAGUAAUAAACUGUGAAAAAGACAAAAAAAA